AAAACACUCAGGCAGCCCAGAAGCCCCGUUAUCAUCUCCAGUCGCGUUAUUGCAUCGACGCACAAAUAGUCAAGGAAAUUACAAACACAAAAACAAUCGAGGAAAACUGUUGCAGGAGUAAGCACGUAUUUUAAAGGAGGAGUGAGCGAGCGAACGAACGAGAGAGAUAGAAGAAAGAGAGAGAGAGAGUAAGAGGGAGGAGGGAGAGAAGUGGAGGGAGGGUGAACAAGAAGAAAUUCAUUGCAAUUAAUAAUAAAAAAGAGUUGGCAGUCGUGCUCGGAAAACUGGCAUGGUUUUUGGGAGGCUGGCAGUUCAAAGUUGAAACGUCAGAAAUGACUCCAAAAGACUAUUGAGAUGAUCAUUAAGGGAGACUUAGAUCGGAUGGCAGCAGAGAUCGGGCAUCCAGGUGGCGGUCUGAAGUCAAUGCUGGAUGCCAUGGAAGUCCCAAGUCAUGCUAGGCACCUCCUUUUGCAACUGAACACACAACGCACCAAGGGCUUUUUGUGUGAUGUCAUCAUCGUGGUGCAGAAUGCACUGUUCCGGGCUCACAAGAACAUUCUGGCAGCCAGUAGCCUCUACCUUAAGUCUCUUGUUAUUCACGAUAACCUCAUUAAUCUGGACCAUGAGAUGGUCAGUCCAGGUGUCUUUCGGGUCAUUCUUGACUAUAUCUACACGGGUCGGUUAAGCGAAGGUGACCCCACCUCCCCAACUGAGCCUAAUAUAGGGGCAGUGCUGGCUGCUGCAAGUUACCUGCAACUGCUAGAUCUUGUGGCUCUAUGCAAAAAGAAACUAAAGAGGAAUGGGAAAUACCAUUUACGCCCUAACCCUGGGUUCUUACCAUAUAAAUUAGGUUCCAGUGGGAUGGGGGGAGGACGAUUUCGAGUCUCUACUCCUGUUAUUCAACCGACACCAUUUGACGUCUUGCCUACCCUUCCGCUGCCCCGUCAUGGAGGAGAGCUUUAUGCCCCAGCUCUAGCACAGGGGCCUCCACCUUACCCCCCAACAAAAGCAUCCUUGUCACCGCGGUCAGGUCUGCACUUACCCCCCACUGACGGUAACUGCUCAUCCCUCUACUGCCUUGACCUGUCCAAAAAAAGUCCCAGUUCCCAAUCUCAGCUUCCUUCCAGCCACCCACACUUGAUCUCCUCCCUCCACCCAGAUGAAGAGCCUGAAGGCGAGUUGGACCAAAGCACCAGCCCCUUGCUCAGCCCCAAUGAUGGCUCCCGUAAAAUGGAGACAGCUCACCACAAUGUGCCUUUAAACCCACAUCCCUUUCCUCUGUCCAACCAUCCCCUUGCACAACAUCUUCCUCACCUGCACCGUUCUCAGGACCAGGAGCCUUACCCCUGCCCUCCCAGCCCUGAGCCCAUGGACGAUUCCAGAGAACAAAGUAGAGAACGGUCAAGCAUCUACCGCUGGGUUAAGAACGAACCCUCUAAUCCAGAGGAUGAAGAUGAGGAAGAUGAUGAGGAGGACAGUGGAGGAAUGAAUGGGCAGGAUAAAGACAGACAUCACAUGAAUCACCAUAAAAACAGUGAGGAAAAGAUGAACAUGAGUGAGAGGGGCUUUGACAGAGGAACAGUUACUUGUGACGAUGGAGAAGAUGAGAAUGGCACGGGCAGUGAGGAGACGGGAAGCAGUGAAGGGCGUUCGUCUCCUACUGGUGCCGGUGGAAGAUAUCACAUGCCAUAUGAGCCAGAGAGUUUCGGAGAUAACCUAUACGUGUGCAUCCCCUGUGACAAAGGCUUCCCCAGCUCGGAGCAGCUCAAUGCUCACGUUGAGACUCAUACAGAGGAAGAGCUUAACAAUGGAGGUGAGCUGGACAACAGCAGUGGCAAACCUGCCAAUUCCCAUGGACCUACAAGCUCAAACAGCUCAAGUGGUCUGCACAGCCCAUUCCUUGACAGCAAAGCAGUGCAAAACCAUCAUCCUAUUGGCCUUGGGGAGAUCAUACGACCAUAUCGCUGUUCAUCCUGUGACAAGUCCUAUAAAGAUCCCGCCACACUGCGACAACACGAGAAGACCCACUGGCUGACACGCCCGUACCCUUGUAGCAUCUGCGGCAAGAAGUUCACCCAGCGUGGUACCAUGACGCGCCACAUGCGGAGCCACUUGGGCCUGAAACCCUUUGCGUGUGAUGCCUGCGGUAUGCGCUUCACACGGCAAUACCGCCUUACAGAGCACAUGCGCAUCCACUCCGGAGAGAAGCCUUAUGAAUGCCAGGUGUGUGGAGGCAAGUUUGCUCAGCAGCGUAAUCUCAUCAGUCACAUGAAGAUGCACAGCAGCGGAGGGGCCGGCGGAGGACUCACCCCUGAUGGCAAGUUGAAGAUAGACUUCUCCGAAGGCAUUUAUCCCUUGAGCAAGUACACGGCUGAGCAUUUGGGUCUGAAGCAGGAGAAACCCUCAGAUCUUCUUAUAGCCUCUCAGCAUCUGCUGGCUGACGCCAAAGUCAUUGAGAGCCUCUACCCACUGUCAAAGCUGGCGGCUGAACACCUCGGCCUCACCCACAGCAAGAUGGACAUACUGAAUCAGUCACUUCCACCCCCACACCAGCAGCUCCCAGCAGAGACCCGCACGAUCGAUCGCUACUCUCCCAGCUAGAGGGAGAACCACUAAAUAAAUCUUCCAAAGAGACAUCACUGUAUACCAUUCACAGUAUUCAACUCACACCUCAUCUUCAUUUGAACCUGCACCUCAGAUCGGAGGCCGGAAAGUGUUGGCCAUAAAAUGCACACAAACUGUGUCUGACUUCUAAACGUGCCUUUUGCAGAUUCCGCAGUAAAUGCAUUUCUUCUUUCUGAAAGGAGAAGACUGCUUUAUUUAUAAUCUUUUCUGACGGCGGACACUCAGCCGAUGCAGUAUUUAUAUAAAAGCAACUUCUUUUUUGUUCAAUCACCGAGCCAAAAAACCAAUUGAAAACCAAAAAGAGAUUGUUUUUAUUUAUUUUUCGUUUUUUUUUCGUUUUGAAUGUUGGAAAAGCCAAAGAGAAAAUGUUACAGAAGAGUGUUGCAAUCGUAGUACCCUAAACUUGUGUACUAAGUAUUUACUAAGUGGUGUAUAUAAAAUGACAAAGCACAUAUGAACAAUAUUCAGGGCUACUGUCCAGAUCGCAGAAGGAUGUCUGCCAAAUCAAAACAAAACAAAGCCAAAUCUUGGGGAUUUUCAUAGUAAUUGGAGGACUUUUUAUAGACUAUUUUUGGAGUACUGGAUCACCUGUAUCUGAUUUUCCAACUUUGUGAAUGGCCCAGUUUUUCCAUACUAAAAGGGAGCAACUUUCAGAAGAGAGUGUUUGUUCCAGGAUUUAGGUAAAGUGCUCUAAGCUUUUCUCUGCAUUGAUGUAGUUAUCCCCUUCAACACAGAGUCUACAGAGAGUGUCAUUUCAUUUUUUGGACCUUCUGGUGUAUGGUCUUGCUUUUUAGUGCUUUUAUGUUUCCUUUUCUUUCCUCCAACUCUCUUUUACUUCACAGACCCAAAAGUGCCUUUAACUUGUCAUUGAAAAAGUAGCAAGUGCUGCCCUGUGAUCUCACAACUGGAAUAUAUUUGAGCAUAUUCCGAUCAUGAUAUAAUGUAUCCACGUGUUUCGCUCCAUCUGGUGUGACAGACCAAACAAGGGUGUUGCUUUGAAAAUGGAGUAAUAUUUACAACGGAACAAUAGAACCCAAAUGUUUUCAAUGAACCACAGCGUCUACGCAACGCUUUUAGAUAAAUGUUUAACUAUAACAGUGACACCACUUUUGCUACAAAUUCAGUGUAUAUUCAGUGUGAACAAACUGUCACGCAUUUGCAAAUGAUGGAUUUAGCCACACCUUUAAGAGCUUUCUCUGUCAAUUGUGCGCAAGGGUCUCCUCACCCCUAUUAUGGUGCAGUUAAUUUCAGGCUAAUGUGACGGUUUUAACCCGGCAGGGCCCCACACGCGCACACGUAAAUCCGCUAAUGUGACAACCAUCUGAACAUGAGGAGCAGAUCUUGCCCUCUCUUUCUCUGAUACUGUGAGCACUACUAGCAGCAGCUGGUCCAUCAGGCUAAGCCCUGUGAAAUUUCACAUUUUCGAAGGCUUUUCGCGCUCGUCUGUCCCACUGAUGUGAGAUUUUAUGCCAGCUGACAAGGCCUUGUGAUCUGACGCUGCCUGAACAUACACCCUAAUCCCUCAGAUACUGCACUAAAUAUGCCAUAAAGUAAAAUAAUCUGCAAAUCUAAACAAUCAUCAAUCUGUCAAUGCUAUCAAGCAACAGAACGCACAGCAGCCUGUUAGGUGUUAGGGUCACAGCCACGCUUGUUUCCUUUUUGUAGUAUUAAAAUGAAUUUUGCCUCUAAAUAAAUCACGUUUUACUGCAGAUGUAAAUGCAUAUGAUGUGAUAAAACACAUUUUAUAGCAGUGUUCCAAAAACCAUGUUGAUGGUCUUUUCUCUCAGACUUAAUUUUCUGGUUGUACGAUUUGUACAAUUACAACCUCAGUGGGUGAAUGUGAAGAUUAAACCAUGAAUGCACUGUGAAAGACACAUUUGAAAGCUUUAGAGCUUGGUCAAAAUUGAACACAUUGUGAUGGGUGUUUGGAACACAUUACUGAGGCUUUGUAGCAUGUCACUAAUCAAAGUUUUUCUUUUUUAAUCUAUUUAACUAUUAAACAAAAGUCAACAAGGUCAAAUUGGUGCUUAACUCAGGACUGAGCCCCUAUGUCAGUGGGCACAAAGCUUUGGCAAUAGUUUGGCACACAAAAUACUCUCUUUCUCAUACAAAAGAAAUGUAUAGCCUACAGCAAAACUUAAGCACACUCUUUAGGGAGGGAUUGUAAUGAAUUUAAACCUGUGGUUGUUUAAAAAUGCUAAAAAUGUUAUAUUGUUUUCUGAAAUGAUUUUUUUUAAACUUACCUGUUUGUUGGUUUGUUUCUGAAUAGCCUAUGCAACUGUCUGUCUAUUUUUACAUUACCAAAAAUACUGUUAUGUAAUUCAAUGGUAAUUUAAUUACCAUAAAAGGCAAAUUGAUAAAUUAAAAUGAUUUUCAUGAUU
Messenger RNA from Triplophysa dalaica, 5006 nucleotides. It is a transcript of the gene hic1, whose product is annotated as hypermethylated in cancer 1. NCBI's taxonomy places the organism in Eukaryota, Metazoa, Chordata, Actinopteri, Cypriniformes, Nemacheilidae. The transcript is spliced from 2 exons. Gene Ontology annotation, molecular function: protein binding; RNA polymerase II cis-regulatory region sequence-specific DNA binding; DNA-binding transcription factor activity, RNA polymerase II-specific. Bases 355 to 2601 code for a protein of 748 amino acids. The record is from RefSeq and is a predicted model, not a curated record. Gene Ontology annotation, cellular component: nucleus. Gene Ontology annotation, biological process: regulation of transcription by RNA polymerase II.